Molecule: messenger RNA, 549 nt
Organism: Helobdella robusta
Lineage: Eukaryota; Metazoa; Annelida; Clitellata; Rhynchobdellida; Glossiphoniidae
Exons: 6
Coding region: 1-549 (182 amino acids)
Biological process (GO): positive regulation of cell migration; negative regulation of axon extension involved in axon guidance; neural crest cell migration
Molecular function (GO): semaphorin receptor binding; chemorepellent activity
Source: RefSeq, a predicted model, not a curated record
AUGAACAAAUAUUUGCACAUGGAUUCCUCCACCAAUCUCUUUACACAUCCACUGGUCCAGCAUUUCAAAUCGUUGACAUUUGAUCUCGAGGGAAGCAAUAUCAUUGUCGGAGCCAGGGACCACAUAGUAAAACUGAGUAUGGAGGAUUUGAAUGUGGUUGAGGUUCUGGAGUGGAAGGUGCCAAUGGCGAGCCUAGUCAGGUGCAAGUCCUACAACUUCCAGGAUUGUUCUAACUACGUGAAGCUUGUCGUUGUUUACAACGACACCCUACUUGCCUGUGGCUCGUCUGCUCACAACCCAAUGUGUACAUAUCGUUCGCUUCAACAUCUCUCCAGCACGAACAACAGCAUUCCCGACAAAGGGCGUAUCCCACACUACCCCCACGACCAGCACACCUACCUGAUGACGUCAGAGGGCUACCUCUACACCAGCAUGUACAUCGACUCCAUGAGGCAGGAGCCAUUGAUUGUGAAGAGUUUGCUGGAUAAGAAACUGCUGUAUACUUCAAAGUCUUGGGUUUAUAUGUUAUUAAUUAUCAUCGACGGUUAA